This is a messenger RNA of Trichoderma breve, 2298 nucleotides long. RefSeq lists its product as uncharacterized. The transcript has 6 exons. Lineage: Eukaryota; Fungi; Ascomycota; Sordariomycetes; Hypocreales; Hypocreaceae. Gene Ontology annotation, molecular function: ubiquitin protein ligase activity; ribosome binding. Gene Ontology annotation, biological process: protein ubiquitination; rescue of stalled cytosolic ribosome. The record is from RefSeq and is a predicted model, not a curated record. Bases 1 to 2298 code for a protein of 765 amino acids.
AUGUCGAGUGCUGAGGGAACAUCUACAACCACCGGCCGAAGCGACGGCGGCUCUAGAGGACGUGGCCGUGGUGGAGGAGGUGGAGGCGGCGGUGGAGGAAGAGGAAACCAGGGCCAGAAUCGAGGCGCCAAACGAGGAGGAAGAGGCGGCGGCGGCAAUCGAGGACAGGGACGAGGUCAAAAGGGCCAAGAUUCUGCUUCAGCUGCUACACCUGACGCUGCUGGCCAAGCUGGACUUGCAGCGCCGGCAACUGGGAUCAAGGAGAACAAGGCUGCCUUGGCGACUGCUCCAGAGCCCGACGACGAUGACGAUGCCGAAGUCUGCUUCAUCUGCGCCAACCCCGUUGCCCACCACUCCAUUGCGCCGUGCAACCACAAGACAUGUCAUAUCUGCGGUCUGCGCAUGAGGGCGCUGUACAAGACCAAGGACUGUGCCCACUGUCGUACGUCAGCUGCGUUUGUCAUCUUCACCGACGAUGCCGAAAAGAGAUUCGAAGACUACACAGACAAGGACUUCACCACCACCGACAGUAGCAUCGGCAUCAAGUACACAAACGAGGAUAUUGUCGGUGACACCGUCCUCCUGCUGAGAUACAACUGUCCAGACGAGUCGUGCGACUUUGCCGGCCUGGGCUGGGCCGAUCUGCAUCGCCAUGUCAAGUCGGCGCAUCGCAAGCGCAUGUGCGACCUCUGCACCCGCAACAAGAAAGUAUUCACCCACGAGCACGAGCUAUUCACCGACAAGGAGCUGGAGAAGCACAUGCGCCACGGUGACGACAAGCCGGGUGCUGCCGAUCAGACGGGCUUCAAGGGUCACCCCCUGUGCGGGUUCUGCGGCGAACGGUUCUAUGACGACGAUAAGCUAGACUCGAGACAACCCCACUAUUUCCUCAACUACGAAGAGCUGGAGAAACACUUUAAGAAGGAUCACUUUCUGUGCUCUGACCGGGGAUGCUUGGAAAAGAAGUUUGUCGUCUUCGAGUCUGAACUGGAUAUGCAAGCGCACAACCUCGCCGAGCAUGCCGGCAAACAUGUGGGCCGAGAUGCACGACUUGUCGACAUCUCUGCCUUUGAUAUCCGCCAAUCUUAUCAACAGGAAAGACGUGGAGGAGGAGGAGGUGGUGGUGGUGGUGGCCAGCGAGAUGGAGAAGGACGAUCGCGAGCGAGAGGAAGAGGCAACAGGGGAAGGGAUCCCAACGAAGACAGCAUAUUGCCCACCGUGUCGUCUACCGUUCCUCUACGGAGAGACGAACUCGCGUUCCAGCGGCAGAUGGCCAUCGUCUCGGCACCCUCAGGCUCCAACCGGACGUUCCGUGGCCAGCUAUCGGCCCCUACUCCUGCUCCUGCUCCCUCUACCGCCCCCGCACCAUCAAGGCCCCGGAGCGUUGGUCCAGGCGCCGGCCCCGCUGCUCCCACGAAUGCCAUUGAGAAUCUCAGCCUUACCGACACUGCCAACCUCUCGGCUGAUGAGCGAGCUCGUCUCGUUCGCCACGGCAGCGUCAUUGAGCGAGCCGCCAACCUAUUGGGCAACGACUCACAUAAGAUGGCGGCAUUCCGUAGUCACAUCUCGACGUAUCGCCAGGGAGGCUUCACAGCACCCCAGCUCGUCGAGGCUUUCUUCACACUCUUUGCCGAUGUUUCCUCCACUGCCCUUGGAACCCUGGUACGAGAGUUGGCAGAUCUAUUCGAUGACAAGAACAAGGCCGACAACCUUAGAAAAGCCUGGCAAGAUUGGCGUGCCAUCAACGAAGACUAUCCUAGCCUGCCCGGCCUCGGAGGCAUGCAAGGAGCAACGUCGAGCUCCAGCGGAUGGGCAAGUGCCGCGGCCACAAACACAAACUUCACCGUCGUCGGUGCAAACCAACGAAACUCAACGAGGGUCUUGAAGCUCAAGAAUAGCACUCGGUUAGGCGGCCCGGCACCCAACCCGCCGCCGUCUUCAUCAGCGUUCCCCUCUCUACCGCCGCCAUCUUCAUCAUCAUCAUCAUCAUCAGCCGCCGCACGUUCGACGCAGUCUCGGGGACGGGGACCUCCGCCACCCAACACCCGCGCCGAAGACGCUUUCCCUGCGCUCCCUGCGGCACCCAAGCCACAGACGACCAUCUUUGGAUACGGCAAGGGCCGCGGCGUGAGGCGGGAUUUCGGCCAACAGGAGUCGAACUUCCAAUGGGGAGCUGCGCCGGCAUCGUCGUCUGCGGCAGCUGAUGUCGAAGAGCCUGAGGAUGCUGAGACGACGGGAGGCAAGGGAAAGAAGGGAGGAAAGAAGGGCAAGAAGCAAAUUUUGGUGCAGUGGGGAUAA